AUGGGUUUCUUUGGAAAGAAAGAUCCGUCUGGUGACGAGAUCAAAGAGGUUCCAAUACUGAGCGACCCGGAGAAGCAGCAGCCGGUCCACCACGAUGACGUGCAGACCGCUCUUCCUCAAAUUCCCCAGGCGGUGGUACACAUUGACCCUGCUGUUGAAGCGCGCAUCUUAAAGAAACUCGAUCUAAGAGUGCCCACUCUCAUGGGAUUUUUAUACCUCCUUUCUCUUCUUGAUCGAAGCAAUAUUGGAAAUGCGAAGAUCGCAGGGAUGAAGGAUGAUUUGGACCUCUCCGGAAAUCGCUAUGCCUGGCUCCUAACGAUCUUCUACAUCUCCUAUGUCAUAUUCGAGUUUGGGGCAUUCAUGUGGAAGAUCAUGCCGCCCCAUCGAUGGGCAGCCAUUACUGUCCUGUCCUGGGGUAUUGUGGCGACAUGUCAGGCCGCGGUCCAGAACUGGGAGGGACUCAUGGCUUUGCGCUUCCUGCUCGGCAUGUCAGAGGCUGCCUUUGGCCCCGGAACGCCAUAUUUACUGUCUUUCUUCUAUCGCCGUCAUGAGCUUGGCUUCCGUUGUGGAUUAUUCGUGUCAGCCGCCCCUCUGGCGAACACAUUUGCCGGUGCCCUUGCGUAUGGAAUUACUUCGGGUCAUUCCAAGUUAGCGAACUGGCGGUUGCUAUUUCUGGUGGAGGGCAGCCCGUCAUUGCUGGCUGCUAUCCUAGCCUGGCGAUUUCUACCCGACAGCCCGUCCAAAGCCCGGUUUUUGACCGAAGAAGAGAAGGAGGUCGCGCGAGCAAGAAGUCUUCAGCAGAGUGGCGAACGCGAACGGUCGACCAAGAUCAAUUGGAGAGAGUUGGCUGAAACACUAAUGGAUGCUAAAGCAUGGCUAACCGCGUUGAUGUACUUCAGCUGCAACGUGAGCUUUUCUUCGCUUCCGGUGUUCCUUCCCACCAUCCUGAAGGAUAUGGGGUUCACUUCGAUCAACGCCCAAGGGCUUACGGCUCCGCCCUACUUUGCUUCGUUCCUGGUCACAAUUGCCACCACCUGGAUCGCUGAUCGGCUGCAACAGCGUGGCUUGAUGCUGGUCAUCCUGUCUCUGAUCGGAGCUAUUGGCUACGUUCUCCUUGCUACCUGCACAUCUGUGGGCGCGCGUUACGCUGGGGUGUUCCUCGCUGCUAUCGGUGUUUUCCCUUGUAUCGCGAAUAUUCUCCCAUGGGUUCUGAAUAACCAAGGCUCGGAUUCACGCCGCGGCAUGGGUAUUGUCAUCCUCAAUGUCAUUGGCCAAUGCGGACCCUUCCUGGGCACAAACGUCUUCCCAGAAAGCGACGGACCGCGCUACAUCCGCGGACAGUCCAUUUGCGCCGCCUUCAUGUUCUUCACCAUGAUUCUCGCGCUCACUCUCCGAACCCUUCUAGUCUGGGAGAACCGCCGCUUAGACAAGCAACAUGGCACACAGGCCGAGAGGGAGGCACGGGGGUGGAGUAAAGGAGAAAACGUCGCCGAAGAGAAUUACGGAGCUGGAUUCCGGUACGUGCUAUAG
Aspergillus bombycis is the source of this 1530-nucleotide messenger RNA. RefSeq names its product putative MFS transporter. The record is from RefSeq and is a predicted model, not a curated record. Gene Ontology annotation, cellular component: membrane. Gene Ontology annotation, molecular function: transmembrane transporter activity. The transcript is spliced from 6 exons. Gene Ontology annotation, biological process: transmembrane transport. Lineage: Eukaryota; Fungi; Ascomycota; Eurotiomycetes; Eurotiales; Aspergillaceae. Bases 1 to 1530 code for a protein of 509 amino acids.